Anguilla rostrata (American eel) is the source of this 4630-nucleotide messenger RNA. It is a transcript of the gene vps45, whose product is annotated as vacuolar protein sorting 45 homolog. The coding region runs from base 224 to 1936 and encodes 570 amino acids. NCBI's taxonomy places the organism in Eukaryota, Metazoa, Chordata, Actinopteri, Anguilliformes, Anguillidae. Gene Ontology annotation, cellular component: Golgi membrane. Gene Ontology annotation, biological process: vesicle-mediated transport; intracellular protein transport. The transcript is spliced from 15 exons. The record is from RefSeq and is a predicted model, not a curated record.
UAUGUUCAUCAUUCUUACCGGAUGCUGGAUCAGGGAGCAGAGGCUCAAAACAGUUGUUAGCUUCGCGGUACAGCAAUGCAGGACUGACGCGUUCUCUUAACGAAAUAAACACCUGGAACAUUUGACAACGAGAGCGGUCUUUGAGCCGCGAUCUACGGGAACUGAGCUUGCACAUUUCAAUUUUUAAGGAUCAUUCGGGUAAACGCGACCAGCAGUGUCAAAGAUGAACGUCACCUUGGCAGUCAAGCAGUACAUUUCCAAAAUGAUCGAGAACAGCGGGCCAGGUAUGAAGGUCUUGCUCAUGGAUAAAGAAACGACCAGUAUCGUGAGCGUGGUGUACACGCAAUCGGAGAUUCUGCAGAGAGAGGUCUACCUGUUCGAGCGCAUCGAUUCGCAGAACCGAGACACCAUGAAGCACCUGAAAGCCAUCUGUUUCUUACGCCCGACCAAGGACAACGUGGAGAAUCUGAUUCAGGAACUGCGUCGACCCAAAUACAGCGUCUACUUCAUUUACUUCAGCAACGUCAUCAGCAAGAGCGAGGUGAAGGCCCUGGCCGAGGCAGACGAACAGGAAGUGGUGGCAGAAGUGCAGGAGUUCUAUGGAGACUUCAUCGCUGUGAACCCCCACCUCUUCUCUCUCAACCUCACGGGCGUGGCCAGGGGUCGGAGCUGGGAUCCCGUGCUGCUGCAGCGCUCCACUCAGGGCCUCACCUCGGUUCUGCUGGCCCUGAAGAAGUGCCCCAUGAUCCGCUACCAGCUGUCCUCCGACAUGGCCAAGAGGCUGGCCGAGAGCGUCAAGCAAAUCAUCACUAAGGAGUACGAGCUGUUCGACUUCAGGAAGACCGAGGUGUCUCCAUUACUUCUCAUUGUGGACCGCAGCGAUGACGCCAUCACCCCGCUGCUCAACCAGUGGACAUACCAGGCCAUGGUGCACGAGCUGCUCGGUCUAAACAACAACCGCAUCGACCUCUCCCGUGUGCCCGGAAUCAGCAAGGACCUGCGUGAGGUGGUGCUGUCUGCCGAGAACGACGAGUUCUACGCCAACAACCUGUACCUGAAUUUCGGGGAGAUCGGCACCAACAUAAAGAACCUGAUGGAGGACUUUCAGAAGAAGAAGCCAAAAGGUCAGCAGAAACUGGAGUCCAUCUCCGACAUGAAGGCGUUUGUGGAUAACUACCCACAGUUUAAGAAGAUGUCGGGCACGGUGUCCAAGCACGUGACGGUGGUGGGGGAGCUGUCGCGGCUGGUCAGCGACAGGAAGCUGAUGGAGGUGUCCGAGGUGGAGCAGGAGCUGGCCUGUCAGAACGACCACUCCAACGCGCACCAGAACGUGCGCAGGCUCCUGCAGAACCCCAAGGUGACCGAGAUGGACGCGGUGCGGCUGGUGAUGCUCUACGCGCUGCGCUACGAGAAGCACAGCAGCAACAACCUGCUGGGCCUGAUGGAGGACCUCAACAGGAAGGGCGUGUCCGAGAGGCACCGCAAGAUGGUGCAGUCCAUGGUGGAGUACGGGGGGAAACGAGUGAGAGGAAGUGACCUCAUCACUCCCACAGACGCUGUGGCCAUCACUAAACAGUUCUUCAAGGGGCUGAAGGGUGUGGAGAACGUGUACACCCAGCACCAGCCGUUGCUGCAGGAGACUCUGGACCAGCUGAUUAAAGGCCGUCUAAAGGACAGCCAGUUCCCCUACCUGGGCCCUAGCACACUGAGAGACAGGCCCCAGGACAUCAUCGUGUUCAUAAUUGGCGGGGCGACUUACGAGGAGGCCCUGACAGUGUACAACCUGAACCGCACCAUGCCAGGGGUCCGCAUCGUUCUGGGCGGCACCACCAUCCACAACACUAAGAGCUUCUUGGAGGAAGUGACGUUGACAGCCAGUUCAGGACAUGGCGGAGAGAGGUCACUGGGGGCGGGGCGGUACCCUAGCAGGCGCUGAGGCAGAAUUUUCCGGAACCUUCUUCCACUGGCCCAGAGACGUCCAGCUGACAGAUCCCUGCAGCACCUUUGGGCGGUCCAGCCGGUGUCCCGCCCUCCCUUUCCCAAACUCCCUUGCUGCAAACAUUCCUAUAUCGGCUGCACACUGUACACAACAGCUCCCAUGAUCCUUUGCUUUUGACGCGUUGAUGUGCAGCUCCUGUGUCCAGUGCCCUGUUGGCUCGCCACACCUCUGUUUCAGGAACAGGUGCGAACACCCCCCCGCCCCAAAACAAACCUGACUGCUGCUGUCCAUACCUGGGAUUGUGAGGAUUUCCUUCUCCGUUUCACUCUCUGGCAACCCCUCAAACGACAGCCAAGCCCCUGAAUACAGAGUGAGCUGGACCCCUACAUCUGUCAUGUGAAAGUCUCCCAAAGUUAUGUACAUAUUUCAGAAUGCUUUAAAUGCUCUUCUCCUUUAAUGCUCUCUCUCUCUCUCUCUCUCUCGGUUCUAUUAUCAGUCCGUAUGGCACUACUGUUCAGCAUGCUUCUGUGCUUGAUUCAUCAGUAAAGUUAUUUUAUUUCCUCCAAAGGGCUGGCUGGAGAGCUCUUCUUAUUAAUUAACCCUUUAAAGUGUGAGGUCAUAAAUAUGCGAUUAGAAUGUUCUUAACUGAACAUUCUAAUGCUGAUGUCACAGUCACUACUGGUGAUUGAAAGCAGUGGAGUUCUAGAACACUGACUUAGAAUCAAUUCUUUAAGGGGUUAAAAUGACUGAUUAUGCGCAGGUAUAGCAUGGCCAUACAGAGAGGCAGAGAUGAUGUUUUUGGGUGAAUACAGUUUUUUUUUUUUUUUUUUGCAUACCAAGAACUGAGCAGGCGCAGUUUAUAUCGGCUGUGACUACUCUGGUGGCCCUGAGGCUGUUUGGCGCCUCUACCUGUGCACCAUGGUUACCAGCGGGAGCCGCUGGCUAGGCCGGUUAGUGGGAGAAUGAGGGAUGCUUGCUUUUUUGCCGGUCCCAGGCGAUUCACAUACAUCAGGUUUUCAGCUGGGCGUGCAAGUUGCCAGAUUGCAACAAAUCCGUCAAAUUGUGAGCGCGAGUGAUUUGAUUUGGGCGGCUCCGGCUAGUCUGACAGCUCGAAAGCGGACUGACUUGGCAAGAACAACAUCACCCCUCCCCACCCCGAAAUAAACUCCCAAGAAGUCAGGCCUGGGGACCAAAAAAUAGUCUCCAGGGAGUUCCUCAUUCACUGAAGAGCAUGUAACGCACUGGAGUGCAUCCAGCACUGCGCCAAGUUUGGAUUGAACACCCUGAAGGGUCUCUGACUUUACUCCAUGACCUGGCAACCCAUUUCAUUCUUCAGCAACACUCCGUGGAGUAGGCCUGGCCCCAGUCCAGCUCUCGGUGAACCCCCCAAAGCAGGGCCCUUCCCCUGUUUUGUUUGUGGGCGUCUUGGUUACACACAGGAAUUGAACCAGGAAUUAGGAUGGGGCGUGUUUUAGUUAGGGUUUUAAUUCCUGGAUGGGGGAAGGAUGGAAAGAAAAGCCUGGAAGAUGCCAGUGUAACCAAAAUAUGGACACACCCCCUUAUAGCACGCACGCAUGCACACACGCACACACACACAAGCACGUGCACACACGCAUGCACACACGCACACAUACACGCUCACUCACACUCACAUACACACGCUCACACACACACAGUCACACAUGCAACCACUGACGCACACACAGUAGCACACUCACACACACACUCACACACACACACACACACAUACAGGGUCGUGUCCCUCUGAAUGCACGCCCCAGUCAGUUCCCUGUUUAAAUGCGGAUAAAACAAACGGAGCCGUGAUGUCACACACCUGCUCCCCCAGAGUGUUCUCGCGCCUUGCCCAGAAUGCAGUGCACGUGGCGGCGGAGCAUCACAACAUCUCGCGCCAGGAGGGGAGGCAGAGAGUCUCCGCCCGUAAAAAGGGGGCGGGCCGUGGUUUCGUGGGUCUUUGUUUUUCCCGCCGAGUCGGCCCGUGAUCGCGUGGGAUCGCGGCGGCGGAGGCGGCUUGGGUUGUUUGCGCAGUUUACGGAAACGAGGGCAUCGAACGGUCUGCUUUUAUCACUCCUGGCUGGCGGGGGGAUACACGCAAACGCAGGGGGAACCCGCUACGACCCUCCCACCAAUUCGGUCUGCCCUUGAAAGUGUCCAUGUUGUUACAACCUCUUCCCUCAUCAUUUUUCAAGUUUGUCUCGGAGAGGACAGGUGAAAUGUCUUCCUGCAGCGGAGCAGUCGUCACCAACAGGGUUGUACCGCACAGAAGGUGGGGAUUUUCAGGGAAGUGGCGUUAGCCGUUCCUGAGCUCUAAGUGAAUGGAGGAUUGCGGCAGUUGCGUUUGUAAUUAUCCUGACGUGCUCCUCCGUACAGAACUGAAGGACGGGGUGCAUUUUGAGACGUUGAGGCUUCCUGGGUUUUCGUUAACCCGAGAACUGAAACGGACAGAAUUGGCCGUCAUCCGUUUUUCUUUCCGAAUCUUCUGUUCUCCACACCUUGGGUUGUGUGUGUGUGUGUGUGUGUGUGUUUACGUAAGACUCUUUCACUCAGUUUCAUCACGGUUGAUUGUACAGUGUUUGUCUGAAGAUUGUCAAGAUCUGUGUCCGAAAAAAAGACUAACUUAUUGUGACUGUGAAUGUUUCCUGUACAACUACUAAUAAAUGUGAUUGUUGUUAA